Messenger RNA from Caenorhabditis angaria, 1267 nucleotides. Lineage: Eukaryota; Metazoa; Nematoda; Chromadorea; Rhabditida; Rhabditidae. The record is from the annotation of a GenBank genome assembly.
AUGGCUCGUGUUGCAAGCCAAGUUCAAUUAGCUCCUCCAAAUUCCCAACAAAGUCCGGCCUAUUACGAACAAUCGGCAAAAUCAGCACUAAUACAAUUAAUCAAAAUAUCACGAGUUGCUCAUCGUGGAAGAGCAACAAGUUUGGCCAAAAAUCCAGAAGUUCAAACACUUCUUGACAAUGAUAUAUUUUUGAUUCAACCUGAUCGUCGAUCAAAACUCACUCCAAUUCAACAAUAUCGCCUCGUUCAUGUUUUGGCACAAUUUUUCUUAGAAAGAGUUGAAGAUGGCAAUAGAUAUUCAUAUUUUGAAGCUAUAUUUCUUGGUCGAGAAGGCGAUUCAACUCUUCAUGAUUUUCGAAUUGAUGUGUUAUUACAACUUGCUUCGUUUUCUCUUCAAUUUCCUGUUUUACAAGUUUUCAAUCAUGUUUCAAACUGGUUGAGUAAAGUGAGUCGAACAUUUUAGAGAAACUAUCGAAAUUUUGAUUAAGAUUCCAGAUGAAAGUCAAGCAGUGUUUUAUUCGAAUCUUGUUGUAGAAAUGUUAGUUGAUCAUUAUAUCAAGUCAUCGGAUUCAAAAACAAAAAUGGUUUGUUUUACAAAUAUUUCAGCUUUUUACUAAUGAAUAUAUGAAUUUUAAUAAUUAUUCCAGCACGAAUAUCUGAAACCAUUGGAAACUUCUUGUGGUGAAUUCACUGCAACAUUUGUCGCCUUAGCACCAUUGCAUUGUCAAAUGAAUUCUGCACUUUGCUCGAUAAUUUCAAGUUUCAUGAAUAAACACCUACAAUUUUUAUUGAGACAUCUACGAGAUACUCCAUAUCUAGGUGAUCAAUUUGCCAAAAAUGUUAGUUUAUUAUUCUCUCCAUCAUCCACAUUUUAUUGUUUUUUCAGACCUUCCCGAUUUUCGUGAGAUAUAUAUUAUCGCAAAAACAAACUUCAUCAUUGAUGAAAUUCCAAUUUUCAGUCGCUUAUAUUUUACGAAAAUGGGAUGAAAAGGUGAUUGGAGCUGGAAGAGCAACAACAACAAAAACGCCAAUCAAUGUUUUGGAUAUUUUAUUAAGCGAUGAAUAUAAUUGGAAUGAUUCUAGAUGUAGUCUUUUGGCAUCUUCUAGUUAUAAAAUUGAAUUUUUAAUCAAGGUUUGUGUUUAUUACGGAUUUUUAACAAUUAUUGAAGUAUUUACAGAAACUGGAAGAAGCAGAAGUUGACCAAAAAUAUAUUGAUUUAAUUAAAAUUCAAAAACGGGAAAUCGAAGAAAUUGCAAAAUCUGAAUAA